AUGGCACUGGCCAACGAUUCCACCAACGUCGUAACGCGGCCGACGGCAUCUGCCGAUCAUUAUGUUGCCCGUCUCGGCCAGGAUCUGAAUUCCCUGGAGCUGCAUAACAUCUCCAGUCGCAGGGACUCGGAAGGAGGAGAUGAUCCCAGUGGAUCAACUGCUUCUGCCUCUACAACUGGCCUGUCUCAGACUCAGACUCACAACGCGGCUAUCCAGUACUUCGCGCUGUGUUUCGUUUUCUAUGUGGCAGGCUGGAACGACGGUACCACCGGCCCAUUGCUACCGCGUAUCCAGGCCGUAUACAACCUUGAUUUCACAUUAGUCUCUCUGAUAUUCGUCUUCAACUGCGUGGGAUUCAUAUCAGCAGCCGCAGCAAAUGUCGCACUCACAGACCGCUUCGGAUUCGGACGCGUAAUGGUACUAGGUGCUGUUACACAACUGGCGGGCUACGCCCUAGAGGCAGCCGCUCCACCGUUCCCCGUCUUCGUGCUCGGUUAUUUCCUCAACGGAUUUGGCUUAGCGCUACAGGAAGCAGGUGCAAACGGCUAUGUGAGCAGCAUUGCCAAAAAUCCAAGCCUCAAGAUAGCCUUCAUGCAUGCUAUCUACGGUCUUGGUGCUUUCAGUUCUCCGUUCGUGUCGACUCAAUUCUCGGAGCAACGUCAUUGGUCGUUCCACUACCUCACAUCCUUGGGACUCGCCGUCGUGAACGCCGUGCUCCUCUGUGGAGUGCUGCGCUUCCGGACUCAAGAUCAAUGCCUUACGGAAAUCGGCCAGGUGCCACCAGUGCAUGCGGGACUCGAUGAAGGGAAGUACAAGCAGAUGUCUAAGCUGCGGCCUCUGCACUUGCUUGCUCUCUUCAUCUUCAUUUACGACGGCAUCGAGGUGACAAUGGGCGGCUGGAUAGUCACAUACGUGAUCGAUGUGCGUGCUGGCGGUCCUUCUUCCGGGUACAUUUCUUCAGGCUUCUUCGGCGGGCUCAUGUUUGGCCGUCUCGCCUUUCUCUGGCUCAACAAAAUAAUCGGCGAACGCAACGUUCUCUUCCUCUACAUCGUUCUUGCCAUCGGACUCGAGCUCGUCGUCUGGUUCCUCCCCUCUAUCGUGGGCGCCGCGGUCGCGGUCGCGUUCGUCGGGCUCGUCCUCGGGCCCAUCUAUCCGCUCGUCAUGAACUACUCCCGGCGCGUCCUCCCGCCGUGGCUCCUUACGGGGUGCAUCGGAUGGAUCGCCGGGUUCGGCCAGGCGGGGAGCGCCGCGCUCCCGUUUGCUGCGGGUCUGUUGGCGAAUAAGGAGGGUAUCAAGAGCUUGCAGCCGUUCUUGGUAUCGUCGAUGGCCUGUCUGGUGUGCUUGUGGGCGCUCGUGCCCAACCAUCCUCGCAGGCUCGAGUAG
This is a messenger RNA of Fomitopsis serialis, 1383 nucleotides long. Its product is annotated as MFS general substrate transporter. The record is from RefSeq and is a predicted model, not a curated record. The transcript has 12 exons. Gene Ontology annotation, cellular component: membrane. The coding region runs from base 1 to 1383 and encodes 460 amino acids. Gene Ontology annotation, biological process: transmembrane transport. NCBI's taxonomy places the organism in Eukaryota, Fungi, Basidiomycota, Agaricomycetes, Polyporales, Fomitopsidaceae. Gene Ontology annotation, molecular function: transmembrane transporter activity.